AUGGAGCACAAAGAGCCUGGGUCAGAGCAUCUCCACUUCUCUAGUGACGGCAACAACACAGCUGAAGUGAUUGCGUACAUGUGCAGAGUUGAUGCUGAAGAGCUGGAACAGGUUGAGGCGGAGAAGAACGAGCCUGUUUUCAACUUCGAUCAUCAGGAGGCACUUUGUGCAGUUCGGUUAAUUGAGAACAUCACUCAUAAUUGUCCAGAUUUGGAUGCAGCCUUGCCUCUUGGGUCUAUGUUGUGCAAAUUCUGA
This is a messenger RNA of Mycena citricolor, 255 nucleotides long. NCBI's taxonomy places the organism in Eukaryota, Fungi, Basidiomycota, Agaricomycetes, Agaricales, Mycenaceae. The record is from the annotation of a GenBank genome assembly.